AAGAGGCUUUUCUCUCAGCGGAGCCCGCACCUCUCUGGUCGCCCCGAAGCCGCGUCGCCUGCCUUUCGGAGUGCUUGCAUACUAGUUGUCUCACUGACUCCUCAGAGCUGGCUGGAAGCAGAAUGGCUGUGCUUAAUCAGAAGUCUGUCCUGGAUAUGAUUAAAGAGUUUAGAAGGAAUUGGCAUGCUUUUUGCAACUCUGAGAGAACUACUCUAUGUGGUGCAGAUUCCAUGCUCUUGGCCUUGCAGCUUUCCAUGGCAGAGAACAACAAACAGCACAGAGGAGAAUUCACAGUCUCUCUCAGCGAUGUCAUAUUGACCUGGAAAUACUUAGUACAUGAGAAAUUGAAUUUACCAGUUGAAAAUAUGGAAGUGCUUCACCAUUAUGAGAACGUUAAGAAGACCUAUGAUAAUUUCUUGAAGAAGAGUAACAUGCUGGAUCUGAUUGAUGUUUAUCAAAGAUGUAGGAUUUUAACUUCUAAUUGUGAAAAUAAUAACGUUAUAUCUCCUAGUCAGCUACGGGAUUUUCUGUUUGGCAAACAGUAUGCAGUAGAUGAAACUGAUUUUUAUGUGCCAGUAUCACCAAUGGGUAAAGAUAACCAGGAUAAAGAAAAGAUGCAACUAGUGGCAAGGAAAAUUAUAUUUUCAUAUUUAAACCUGCUAGUGAAUUCAAAGAAUGACCUGGCUGUGGCUCAUAUCCUCAAUAUUCCUGAUAGAGGGCUUGGAAGAGAAGCCUUCACUGAUUUGAAACAUGCUGCUCAAGAGAAACAGAUGUCUAUCUUUUUGGUGGCCACAUCAUUUAUUAGAGCAAUAGAGCUCGGAGGGAAAGGAUAUGCACCAUCACCAUCUGAUCCUUUAAGGACACAUGUAAAGGGAUUGUCUAAUUUUAUUAAUUUCACUGACAAACUAGAUGAGAUUCUUGGAGAAAUAUCAAAUCCAAGCAUUGCAGGGGGUCGAAUACUGUCAGUGAUAAAGAUGCAGCUGAUUAAAGGCCAUAACAGCAGGGAUCCUUUUUAUGAAGCAGUAGAGGAAGUUGCUGAGGAUUUGGAUUUGAGGAUUAAAAAUAUUAUCAAUUCUCAACAAGGAGGUGUAGCUGUUAGCACCACUGACAUCAGUCCUGCACGGCCAAAAUCUCAUGCCAUAAACCAUGGCACUGCAUAUUGUGGCAGAGAUACUGUGAAGACUUUACUAGUUCUUUUGGAUGAAGAAGCAGCCAGUGCUCCUACCAAAAACAAAGCAGAGCUUUUAUAUGAUGAUGAAAACACAACUUAUCAUAAUGGAAUUUCUAUUCUUACACUUUUUAGAUCUCCUACCCAAGUGAGUAAGUCAUUGAUGGAACCGUUAAGAGAACGUAUCCAUAAAUCGAUACAAGAGAAAAAAAUUAAGAUGAAACAAACCUUAAUUAGAUCCCAGUUUGCUUGUACUUAUAAAGAUGAAUGCAUGAUAAACAAGGAUAAUUGGAAUAAUGUUAACUCCACAUCAAAGCCUUUGCAUGUUCUUCACAUGGAAACUGACCUUUCUGAGGGUAUAAAUUCACCUGUUGGAAGAUCAUCAAUUGGAACAAGCUUUGGAAAUGUUCAUCUGGACAGGACUAAAAAUGAAAAAUUAUCCAGAAAAUCAAGUAGUCAGACAGGAAAUAAAACCUCAAAAAGGAAACAGGUGGAUUUGGAUGGUGAAAACAUUCUCUAUGAUAAUGGAAAUGAACCACCUCAGCAUAAAAAUGAUAAGAUACCCAGGACAUCUGACAAUUCACAGAAUAAAUUGGAAUGCAAACUAGCCAGACUAGCAAAAGGCAGUAAGUGUACCACCAAGAACAAAUUGAUUGUUGGCCAGACAAAGUUAACUAGGUUUUUUAGACUAUGA
Molecule: messenger RNA, 1862 nt
Organism: Otolemur garnettii (small-eared galago)
Lineage: Eukaryota; Metazoa; Chordata; Mammalia; Primates; Galagidae
Gene: PARPBP
Product: PARP1 binding protein
Exons: 12
Coding region: 123-1862 (579 amino acids)
Biological process (GO): negative regulation of double-strand break repair via homologous recombination
Cellular component (GO): chromatin
Source: RefSeq, a predicted model, not a curated record